AUCAGACACUCUCCCCUACGAGCCCCAUUGACCAACCAAGAACCAGACCAGACCAGACCACCACUAAUCCCAUCCUGUGUGCUUUUUCUUCGCCCCCUUAUGGCGCCAGCAAGCGACCUCCCUUGCGAUGGAGACGGCAUUUGCAUGAUUUGCAAUAAUCAACCCCCAUCCGAAGAAACCCUUACCUGCAAAACAUGCGUCACUCCCUGGCACGUCACUUGCCUCUCCUCACGCCCCGAAAACUUAGCCGAUACUCUUCAAUGGGAGUGCCCGGACUGCUUCAUGUUGAAUCCAUCCCUCACCGGAGGAUCCAAGUCUCAGAGGGGCUCUGGCGGCCUGAUCGCUGCGAUUCAAGCGAUCCAGUCGGAUGGCUCGCUCUCUGAGUUGGAGAAGGCUAAGAGGCGGCAGCUGCUCCUCAGCGGAGGCGCUCCAUCGUCUGAAGGAGAGGAUGUGAAUUCUGAUAAGAAGCGGCUCAACGAUGAUGACGAUACACUCCAUGACCGAUUAAACUGUUCGUUUUGCAUGCAUUUACCAGAUAGGCCAGUUACUACGACGUGUGGUCAUAACUUUUGCCUCAAGUGCUUCCAAAGAUGGAUUAAUCAAGGAAAGCGCACGUGUGCAAAUUGCCGUUAUCCAAUCUCAUCCAAGAUGGCAAGCAACCCUCGGAUAAAUUCUGCACUUGUUAUUGCCAUCCGCAUGGCAAAAAUGUCGAAAUCCAGCACUGCUGGGGGACCUCCUAAGGUAUAUCAUUCUGUCGACAAUGAAAACAAGCCGGACAAAGCAUACACCACUGAAAGAGCAAAGAAAGCUGGAAAGGCUAAUGCUUGUAGUGGCAAGAUCUUUGUCACUAUUCCCUUCGAUCACUUUGGGCCAAUUCCUGCUGAGAAUGAUCCAGUGAGAAAGCAGGGUGUUUUGGUCGGAGAAUUGUGGGAAGAUAGGCUGGAGUGUAGACAAUGGGGUGCCCACCUUCCCCAUGUUGCAGGAAUUGCUGGCCAGUCAGCUUAUGGUGCCCAAUCAGUGGCUCUCUCCGGAGGUUAUGUAGAAGAUGAGGACCACGGUGAAUGGUUUCUUUACACUGGAAGUGGAGGAAGAGACCUUAGUGGCAAUAAACGAACGAACAAGGAACAGUCCUUUGACCAGAAGUUUGAAAAGUCAAACGAGGCAUUGCGAGUAAGUUGCCGAAAAGGAUAUCCUGUACGAGUAGUGAGAUCUCAUAAAGAGAAGCGAUCUUCUUAUGCCCCGGAAAAAGGUGUACGUUAUGAUGGUAUUUAUAGAAUUGAGAAAUGCUGGCGUAAGAAUGGAGUGCAGGGCUACAAGGUUUGCAGGUAUCUAUUUGUUAGAUGUGACAAUGAGCCUGCACCAUGGACAAGUGAUGAUCAUGGGGACCGUCCAAGGCCUCUGCCAGUCAUCGGGGAGCUAGAUAAUGCAAUUGAUGUAACUGAAAGGAGAGGAUCUCCAUCCUGGGACUAUGAUGAGCAAAAAGGUUGUUGGAUGUGGAAGAAACCUCCACCAUGCAGUAGAAAGCAAGAUGAUGGUGGAAAUCCAGAGGAUGGCAAGAAGACGAGGAAAGUUAAGCAGCAAGGACAAGACAUGCCUGCGAGAGAAAAUUUUCCUAAAGGAUUAAGCUGCCAAAUUUGUUGGAAGGUGAUGACUAACCCUAUUACUACCCCUUGCGGUCACAAUUUUUGCAAAGCAUGCCUAGAGGGUACUUUUGCUGGUAAAAGUCUCAUGAGGCAGCGGACAUGCCAAGGUGGACGAACAUUAAGGACCCAGAAAAACGUUAUGAAAUGUCCGUCCUGUGUAAAUGACAUAGCUGAGUAUCUACAAAAUCCACAGGUUAAUAGAGAAUUGAUGGGUAUGAUUGAAUUACUACAACGCAGAGAGUCAGAGUUUGAAAAUUUUGAUGAUUCUACUGAAGAAAGUGAUGACGCAUGUGAGACAAUUGAUGCAGUUGCUGACACCAAAAUAUGCAAUGUAGUUAGUGAAACUCAGGAAGAAGCCAAAGAUAACAUUUUGAGCCCUCAAAGAGAAACUAAAGCCCUGCAAAUGUACAAGCCAGAGCAGGAAAGUAGUGGAAAUGACGAGUCAAAUGUUGCUGGUCAGGAGGAAGGGAAAUUGCUUGAACAACCUGAUAAUGUGGCAGAGUGCAAAGAACAACCCACUAUAGCCGAAGUCAAGCGGAACUACAGGAGAAAAAAGACUAGCGAUGAAGGGAGUCAUUCACUGGUGGAUCUUGGAGUAAAGACCAGGAACAAGAAGGCUAAAAUGACAGUUAACAAUGAAGAAUCUCAAUGAUUUUAUUUGCAGGAUAUAGAGUUCUAUUUAUAAAAAAAUAUAUGUUGUUGUAAAAGUUGAGAGCUUUAUAUUCAUAAUUUUCACAGCUCUUGGGACAAAGAUUCAGAACUAGUUUACUUUAAAGCGCCAUACCUGGAAACAUUUGAGGGAAAAUGGGUAUGUCUAAGGUCAAUGAAUAUAGAUAUUGUUAUUCUGGCCAGAAUGCCGGUUUUAUCCUGCAAA
Jatropha curcas is the source of this 2517-nucleotide messenger RNA. RefSeq names its product E3 ubiquitin-protein ligase ORTHRUS 2. Gene Ontology annotation, biological process: negative regulation of gene expression via chromosomal CpG island methylation; protein ubiquitination. Lineage: Eukaryota; Viridiplantae; Streptophyta; Magnoliopsida; Malpighiales; Euphorbiaceae. Gene Ontology annotation, molecular function: metal ion binding; ubiquitin protein ligase activity. The record is from RefSeq and is a predicted model, not a curated record.